This is a messenger RNA of Sphenostylis stenocarpa, 360 nucleotides long. The record is from the annotation of a GenBank genome assembly. NCBI's taxonomy places the organism in Eukaryota, Viridiplantae, Streptophyta, Magnoliopsida, Fabales, Fabaceae.
AUGGCGGCGUGGACUGUUGCGGCUCAUCGAGCCACUAAUAUGACUCAGCUCUCCACGUUAAAAACGGCUUCGCUCCUUCAUCGGCGCGGCUUGGCUGGGGCCGCUGAUCAUCACGGACCUCCAAAGGUGAACUUUUGGCAAGACCCCACGAGUCCAUCUAAGUGGAAGGAAGAACAUUUUGUAAUUCUUUCUUUGACUGGAUGGGGUUUACUCUUCUAUGGCGGUUACAAGUUAUUCACUGGAGGCAAGGGCAAGAAUGAAGAGGUACAUACAAAGUUGGAGCAUCAAACAAGGCUUGAGGUUGUUACAACAUCUGCUGCUAAGAAGUUGUUCUACUUGAAUUCAGCCUCCCAGAUGUGA